AUGCAAGUCUUGAAUACACCACAUGUUAGCUUGCGAUGGGAUGCCAGAUGGGUUGCAAUCCUAUAUUUUGAUUAUCAGAGAAGUAUUUGUUUCAGUACAAGAGGAAGACUCUACGAAACCAUUCAGACAUUGUAUUUGACUAACUUGGUGCAAUCGUUCAGGUCGAUUUUUUACGCCUCUCCAGAGUGGUCACGGCGAAGCAAGUUUUCUUCUGCACACGAAAAGUACUUUUGUGAAAGUUGGCGAACGGAUAUUAUGAAUGCGGAUGCUACUGAAGAGGUGGAUUGGGAGGAUAACCUUCCAGGUGCCCAGUUUUUAAGCGAAUGUGAUCAAUCAAUAGAAGCUGAAAUUUCCAAUGUGCAGAAGACUGAGAAGGUCCUUGAUAUGACGGCCGAGGACAUCCUUGCACUCAAGGUCGGCAUCCUUCCAGAAAACAGCAUGGUGUUUAUAUUGUUGCACCGCGCUCAAGGUGGACUUCGGGAUCGGAGGGCACGUCGGAUGAAGCCUUCCGAGGCGUAUGAGUCACCCGAGGUAAUGAUCACGCGAGGCACUGUUGGUCUCUGCGCAACCCGUCGGAUGUUCGCCUCGGGUGCUUUGUAUCUAUGA
Messenger RNA from Melampsora larici-populina 98AG31, 606 nucleotides. RefSeq lists its product as uncharacterized. Bases 1 to 606 code for a protein of 201 amino acids. The record is from RefSeq and is a predicted model, not a curated record. NCBI's taxonomy places the organism in Eukaryota, Fungi, Basidiomycota, Pucciniomycetes, Pucciniales, Melampsoraceae. The transcript has 4 exons.